Molecule: messenger RNA, 1787 nt
Organism: Psylliodes chrysocephalus
Lineage: Eukaryota; Metazoa; Arthropoda; Insecta; Coleoptera; Chrysomelidae
Source: the annotation of a GenBank genome assembly
AAACAACAAUAAUCAUGCAGUAAAAAUAUGUUGACUGCUCGAUUUAAUAAGGUUAUCAAUAAUUUAAUAAAGGAAAACUUGCCAUACCUAUCUACAUUAAAUUAAAUUCUUCACAGUGAUUUUCAACCAUACAAGAUGAAGUGCCUUCAAGGUUUUAUAUUACUGAUAACUACAGUAUUUUUAACAAAUGCCACCACAACUCCCUCUGUAGUUAUAAUAGGUGCUGGAACUUCAGGCCUAUCAGCAGCUAAAAAACUCCUAGAAAAUGGCAUCCACAACAUAACCAUUCUAGAAGCAGAAUCUAGAAUUGGAGGUAGAAUUAACAGCGUGUUUUUUGGAGACAAUUACAUCGACCUUGGUGCAACCUUUUGCCAUGGAGAAAAGGGCAAUAUUGUAUAUAACACCGUUAAAGAUUUAAAUCUGCUGGGAGAAGGAAAGAUACCCAAAAAGUUUUAUCAUUCCUCUGGAGUCAAGGUAGAUCCAAAGUUUGGAGAGGAAUUAAUUGAAAUUAUUCUUACGAUUUAUCCAGACGUAGAUGAGUCUGCCAAAAAUAUGACUUAUGGAGAUUAUAUUAAAAAAUACUAUAACAAAGCAAUAAACGAGAAAUUCGGAGCGGACAAAGAAAAAUUAAAAAUAGCUGAAGACGCUAUAAACUUUAUCGAAAUCAUGAUGCUAAGUAACGAGGGCAGCAGUACAUGGUUCGAGAUUAACCUAGGUGACGACUACAUAGAAAACGAAGGUAAUCCUAUGUUAAACUGGAAAGGCAAAGGAUACAAGACCUUCCUAGAAGUAUUUUUCAACAAUUCAGGUGUUCAAGAAAAAGUAAUUCUCAACAAAGAAGUCAAAAAAGUGUCUUACGAUGCUAGCAAGAAAUGGCAGGGUGUGACGGUUUCUUGUUCUGAUAAUACUCAGUUUGUAACCGAUCAUGUAAUAGUUACGACAUCUUUAGGGGUGUUAAAAGAAAAUAUGAACAGCUUAUUUGAACCUGAGUUACCUUUAGUCAAAAGGAAAGCCAUAAAAAAUAUGGGAUUUGGCGUUAUCAUGAAAGUUGCUAUGUAUUAUGAAAAUCCUUGGUGGGACGACAGUUCUAAUGGUUUUAAUUUUAUUUGGAGCACAGAAGACAGGGAGAAUUCUGUUUCUGAGUUUCCAGAGGGACCUCAUUACAAUAACCGUUCUUGGAUUACGUACAUAAGUGGCUUUUUGAAGGCAGAUGAAAAUCCAAAUGUAUUAAUAGGCUGGUUUGCAGGAAAUUUAAUACCAGAAAUUGAACUAAUAUCCGAUGAGACUCUGUCAAACGGUUUAACUUACCUUACCAACAAAUUCUUAGGGCAUGCCUACAAUGUAACGAAACCUAACAAAAUAAUUCAUUCGAAAUGGCGCGCUAAUCCUCAUUUUAGAGGAUCAUAUUCUUUCCAAAAACCCGAAGCUAUGAAAGGAGAUAAUCCAACUAACGCUGAAGAAGAUUUGUCGGUACCAAUCAAAAACGUCGAUGGACGACCAUUUGUGCAUUUUGCUGGAGAGGCUACUCAUCCUUAUUAUUUUUCAAACGUGCAAGGAGCCACAGAAAGCGGUUUGAGAGAGGCUGAAAUUAUUAAACACUAUUAUGAAUGAAACAUUUUUGUUUUUGAGUAAAUAAAUAUCUGGUGUAUCCAACAUAUAACUUUGACAAAUUUAACCAUUGACCAAAAAUCAAAAUCGUUCAAUAAAUAUAUUUUUACGUUGACAAUAAAUAAAUUAUUGUACGAUAACCUUUGCAGUGAAAAUCUUAGACUAGGCAAUUACCUAGU